Messenger RNA from Closterium sp. Yama58-4, 3282 nucleotides. The record is from the annotation of a GenBank genome assembly. Lineage: Eukaryota; Viridiplantae; Streptophyta; Zygnematophyceae; Desmidiales; Closteriaceae.
AUGGCCUGCGUCGGUGCUGCGAGUGCCUGCGCGGACGUUGACGCGCUCUUCUCGAGCCACUGGGAGCUAAAUGACUCCCUGACUCGCUUCGUCAAUUUCAAGUGGACCAGCUCAAGCUAUCAAGUUGCAACGAAGGCUGUUCUUGCCGUGGUUGAGGCUCCUGCUGUCAAGGAUGAGGUCCCUUCUUCUCCUGUGGAGGUUCCUGCUGUCGCUGUGUUGUUCCCUGCUGUCCCUGAGGUUCCUGCUGUCCCUGUGGAGGUUCUUGCUGACUCUGAGGUGGUUCCGGCUGUCCCUGUGGAGGUUCCUGCGGACCUGGUCGAAGCUGCUGCGUGCUCAGCUGGAACCGCUGCCUUGUCAACUGAGGUCGUCUCUCCUUUCUCGGCUGCUACUCCUCGCUCCUCGGCUGAAGCAGUGUUCAAUUCGAUUGAGAGCUCGAUCUACUCAGUUGAAAAGGCGUGGUGGUUGGCUGUUCUGGAACCAGAGGAAGUGGCUUUUUCGUUCCUGGUUCCGAGGACAUACAAGGAUGUGACGAUGGGCUCAAAGGUACAGAAUGGUGCGGUGGUGGGUGCAGAGGCGAGCAGCAGGCGGUGCAGCUUGAAUCGGAAUGAGAGUGCGUGUCUCAUCGACCUCACCUGGGAUACCUGCUCCUUCUCUUCUGAUAGCCUUUGCAGUACACAGACGGACUUGCUCACAGAGGCAGCCAGUAGUAAGAGGGGGAUUGGCCGGGGCAACAGCAGCACUGGGAAGGGAUGGAAUGUGGAGGCGAAGGGGCUUGGGAAGGCUGAAGGAAUGACUGCUUUCUCGAACCAACUCUUUGGGGAUGAUGAGGAGGACGAGGAUUACAGCAGCAGAAACGGUUUUACGACCGCCAACAUCUCCCCCACUCCCCUCCGUUCCUCCUUUCCUCUCAGCCAAUUCCUCCUCAUCCUGCCCCUUUUCGUAGCUCUGCUUCCCCCUCACCCCUGUUCCCGCGACCGCGCGCAACCUCUCUUAAUGCUUCUCGCGCGCCUUCAUCCACCAAUAUCCUUGCCGCUCCGCCCGUCUCUUUCCGCGCCCCCCCCGCUACAACACCCCGUGCUCUGGUCUCUCAUCCGCCCGCGCCUCAACCUCGGCGCCUGCACGAGGAGGGCGGCUGUGCUGAAGAGCCUUUUCGUACCCCUUAGAGCACGUGGCAGUCAUUCAGCCGCUAAAAUGCUCUCAUUUCACGAGGAGGUGGUGGCACAGCUGCACGAGGAGGGCGGGCUGGCGGUCCUGGGGGCGGGGCUGGGGCUGCACAAGAGGCAGGCCGUGCAGGAGGAGCUUGCGGCGCUCAACAGAGCUGCUCCGGCCCUUGCAGCUGCUCCCUUUGAGAACUCUCAAAAUGUUCCUUCCCGCUCCAGCCCGCCUGCUGCUCCACGGGACAAUCGGGCGGCAGCAGGAUCAGGGUCAGUAGCAGCAGCAGCAGCCGCAGCCGCAGCCGCAGCCGCAGCAGCAGCGGUGGCUGUCGCAUCAGCAAGGGUAGCAGCUGCUGCUGUGGCAGCACCAUCAGCAGAGGGAGACGAGGCUGCCAAGGUGUCACCUGCAGUGGCAUCCAAUGGACCGGAGGCAGAAGCACCCCUGUCGACCGCGCUGCACCGCCCUGCACUCCCGUGUGUGCUGGCCGAGGUGAACAGCAGCAUGUCGAGUGCUGACAGGGUGGCGGCGUACCGAGAGGGAGGGUGCUUCGCCGUGACCUCCCGCAUCCUCAUCGUCGACAUGCUCUCCGAUCGAGUGCCCUUCAAUAAGCUCAAGGGCAUGUUAGUGGCGAAUGCACACAGGAGGUGUUGUCCAGCCUUCCUUUACUCCUUCUCCCCUCUUCCCUGCUUGCACCUGUCUCACUCGCAGCUGAAGGGCAUAGUGGUAGUGAACGCACACAGGGUCACCGACACAGGAGCAGAGGCCUUCAUCCUGAGGCUCUUCAGGGAUGCCAACAAGCACGGCUUUAUCUACGCGCUGUCAGACCGCCCCAACUCGCUGACUGCCGGCUUCCACAAGGCGGAGCGAAUCCUCAAAGCGCUCUUUUUGCGCCGCCUUUACCUGUGGCCGCGAUUCCAGGUGGAGGCACUCUCUCCUUCAGAGCAUUCUCAAAGCGCUUCCCUCCUGUGCCACAUCUACCUCUGGCCGCACUUCCUGGUAAGUGUAUGCCGUCCCAUCCCUCAUGCACACACUGCCACCCUUGCAUAUGCUGACCAGAUCAGCAACUCUCAGUCGUUGGAGCAGCACCCCCACACGAGGAGGACGCGAGGUGAGGGUGCCUCUCUCGCCGGCAGCAGCAACCUCAUACCUCCUUAUAGUACUGUAUUCCAUCCGCCCACCCGUUUUGGCCUAUGCUUCAGUACCUUUUCUAUCCACCCUUAUUCACCCAUCGUUCAGGUCAGUGUGUCCCAGUCAUUGGAGCAGCACCCCCCCCAUGUGGAGGACGUGAGGGUGCCUCUCUCGCCGGCAGCAGCAGCCAUCCAGCAGGCCAUCGUUGACAUCAUGGGCUCGUGCCUGCAGGAUCUGCGCCGUACAAACAAGCUGGACGUGGACGAUCUGACGGUGGAGAGCGGGCUGUUCAAGUCGUUUGACGAGAUCGUGCGGCGCCAGCUGGAUCCCGUGUGGCACACCCUGGGCCGCAAGAUCAAGCAGGUGACGUCAAGUGCUAUCUCUUUUGACCGCAUCCACGUCCCUCUCAUUCAUCUCGUGCUUAUUGAGACGCCUCAAAUGUUCAUGCUUGGGUUUCGCUUCCAUCUCAUCCCUCCCUUCCAUGUGUCAUCUUCGCUCACCAUGCAGCUGGUGGCGGACCUGAGGACUCUCAGGAAGAUAGCAGAGCAUCUGCUUCGAUACGACUCGGUCACCUUCCUGUGCUUCCUCAGCAUCCUCAUUCCCAUUCCUGCUUCCACCCCAUUCCUUGUGUUGUUUGCCAUGCAGCUAGUGGCUGAUCUGUGGACUCUCAGAAAGAGAGCAGAGCAGCUGUUGCGCUAUGACUCGGUCACCUUCCUGCGCUUCCUCCCUACGGCCCUCAUCCUCAUCUCCCUCUUCCCACCCACUUCCAUCCUAUACUUUUCCUUUCCUAUCCUACAGCUAGUGGCCGACCUCAGAACCCUCAGGAAGAUAGCCGAGCACCUGCUGCGUUACGACUCGGUCACCUUCCUGCGCUUCCUGGAUGCGCUCAAGGCGAGCGAAUCAAAGGCCGCCAUCUGGAUCUUCGUGGACCCCGCGCCCAGGAUAUUUGAGCUGGCCAAGCGGAGGGUGUACCAGGUGGGUGAGAGGGUCGGAGCAUAG